GAACAUUUUCGUAUCGCUCUAUUUGAUACAGGGUUUAUUCCCAAGUACCUGGAUAACCUUCUAUCUCCUCAAAAGAUUACACCACAUAUUGACUGGGGCAAUAUUUUAUUCCAUACAAUGUCAGUACAAUCUGUUGAAAUUAACGAAUUAAAACCAGGUUGCUGGAAAAGUAUCGAAGACAUCUGUACCAUAAUCUCAUUUGGGAUUACCCGACAAACUGUUAGAAGAGAUUUUUUGUUACCUAGUUGGACUUCCAUUGGCGAUGUUGAGCGAGCAGGUUUAAUCUUUCUCAUAAUCCCCACCGAAACUCAUUCCAAUGAUGAAUUCAUUAUUUUUAUACCUUUUAUGUUAAUGAAGAUACUUAACAAAAUGCUCCUGUCUACAGCGUAUCUCUUGAUUCCAGAUGAACUACUCCUUAUCCCGACGAAAGAUCGCCCUUGGCGGUGGCAAGAUUUUGAGUCCCUUCAUGGAUACUACCAAAGAGCACUUAUUAAGUCUUUAAUCAACGUUAAAAACGCACGAAUUCUAGCUUUAGAGAAAAGUAUUAGUACGCUUCAAUGCCUUAGCGUCACCAAAAAAGAAGACGACGUUUAUAAUAUCAUUUACCAAAUCGACAAGAAAAAAUCCUACCUUUCUAGUAAAAAGCAAAUGAAGUGGUGCCUGUCAGAUAUCUUUCGUGGUGCGAAGGGUGAUGCGACUCUUCUUCAACGCCAAGUCGAAUUACGCGAUGUGGGUGUCUUUAUCGAGAAAGAAAAGUUUCUUGUUAAAACAACAGACAUUGCACAAUUUAGCAAAUUG
This is a messenger RNA of Funneliformis caledonium, 798 nucleotides long. The record is from the annotation of a GenBank genome assembly. Lineage: Eukaryota; Fungi; Glomeromycota; Glomeromycetes; Glomerales; Glomeraceae.